Molecule: messenger RNA, 1740 nt
Organism: Debaryomyces tyrocola
Lineage: Eukaryota; Fungi; Ascomycota; Pichiomycetes; Serinales; Debaryomycetaceae
Source: the annotation of a GenBank genome assembly
AUGGUAAUACAAGAUAACAUGAUUAUGCCGACUAAAACGAUACCAACAUAUGAAAAACAGCUCCAUGAAGAAUUCUUAAAGAUCUAUAAACAGUUAUCCUCGUUGAAAAACAAUCGGAAUAUCUAUAUUAACUCAACACAGAUUUACACAAUUUAUGAUGAAUUUUUAAGUUUACUUCAUGAAUUAACUUUAACUAGAAAAGAUGAAGAAUUGAAAGGGAUCACUUUAGCUUUACCUAACGGUAACGAUGUUCUAAUCGAUGAUAUUUGGCAAUUGUUAUCUUUAUGUUUUGUAACAUGUGGAUUGAUCAAGUUUGCUCCUGCGACAUACUCUUCCCUUUCAACUGUGGGCAAAUUGUUAGAGCAUUUAAAGGAAUGCCAAGUGUAUACCAUGGACGAUUUGCAUCCUAUUCAACUGAGAUUGAAUGAGAUUAAAGAGAUCAUUACUUCAAGUGAGAAUAGAACGGAUGAUGAUGACUUUGCUGAGGACGAGGAAGAUGACAUGAUUAACAAUGAUGAUGCGAAAUUUCAUAAAGCCGAAGAAAGUUUAUUAUUACGAAAUAAGCUUAACAAAUGUCAGCAGUCGCUAAACUAUUUGCAGGAUAAGUUUAAACAAGUUCCAGCCGAUUUGGAGCCUACGUUCAAUGAGCUCUUGUCGAUUAGAAAGUCACUCUUGAAUUACCUUACGAAUGCGUCCAAUGAGUCUGCUAAAUUAAGUCCAGAAGAAUUCAAUAGUGAAUUGGAUAGACUAAAGGGCAAGGUGAAUAAUAUCAAAGAUAAAAGAGACGAGGAUGGGAAGUUCACUAGUUCUGAAGGGACGAUUGAGGAAUUGGACGCAAGUCAAGGUGUUCUAAAUGGAUUGCUUGAUGAUUGCAACAAUUUCAUUAAUGAUUUAUCUAUUCAAAAGAAUACCAAUAACAUUAGCGACAUGUUUGAAAGUUUGAACAUAUCUGGCUCGUCUUCCCCAGAGACUAUUAAAGUCGUAAAGGGUCUUGAAAAGUUGUAUUCCCAUUUGAUCGACAUUAAAUUCAAAUUAGAAAAUCUUUUGAUCACAAGUAGAUGGACUAUGAGAGGAACGGACUUGUACACGUACCAGAAGCUGUUGAAAGACAUUGAGGAACAAAGACUAAAGUUGAACCAGUCUAUAGGCACGUCUGAUUCCUCCUCAGACAUCGACACGAAAAGCAUCAAGAAAUUGCAGGUCCUUAUUUUAUACUUGUUGAGAAGAUGCUACGCAUUGAUCUACAAAUUGUUGGAAAGCUCAGAACCGGUUCUGGAGUCCUUACAACCUAUUCAUAAUCAAUUGUCGACUGUGCGUAGAUGUUUGUUGGAAAUCAAACGUGUUGACGGCCUCAAUAAUUUAAGGGAUGUUUACCCGUUUCAAUUUAAACUUGCCUCGCUCGAUAACUUGCGAGAAGACGGAAAAUUCAUCAUUAAUGGCCAAAUUCCAGAGGGCCAGGGUACUCUUAAUGCGCUAUUAGCUGAAUGUUUCGACAUCCUACAUGAACUUAAAAUUGAAUUAGAAGAGAAAGAAGAAUCUUCUGUUUCGAAUAAUUCAUUAUCAAACAGUGCAGCUAACACAAGCGACUAUAUAACUGAUGAUGACGAUAUUAAGUCUGAUGAUGAAGUUGAGUUGAAAAGAAAUAGAUACGUGGGGUUCAAUGAGGCCGACUACGAUCAAGAAUCGGAGUCAGAAGAUAGCUUCAACGAAUCAGAAUAUGAAAGUAAUGAUUAUUAUUAA